CGAACACGGCCGGUAAGAGAGCCUUCAAGGCGCUGCGUUCCCACUUUGGAGCUCCCCAGACCGAAGCUUUGAAGCUGCUAUUCUUGGCUGCAGUACAUGCAGCAUCGCCGUUGCGCCGAGUGGCUAUUCACGGAGCCGGCGAGGGUGCCGCUCUGAUCUGCAGCGUCGACUGCAGCUGUAAGCACGUCCAUGCCUGCAUCUUCAUCAUCAGACAAGCCAGGGCAUGUACCGGCCCUCUCGCGCCGCAUCACAGCAUGCGACGCCUGCAGGUCGCGCAAAGUCAAGUGCCUCUACCCACCUGGCAGCGACGGCCCACCGUGCAUCCGGUGUCUCAGCUCCGGCUCCAAGGAGCUCCUGGACAAGUGCAAAGUGCAGAAGAACUUGCAAGACAUUCUGGACGGGGACAAAAUCUGGAAGGAUGAGGUAGAUGAUGCGCUUGCAACGCUCAGGGAAGAAGUGCAGCGACUAAAACGACAACUAGGGGAGCGAUCAAGUUCGCCGGAAGACAGGCGAGAUGAGGCUGCUUCGCGGGCUGAUUGGCCACUCGGCAAGCGACGGCGCCUACAUCGCGAGCACACCGACAUCCCUGCAAAAGAUGUAGCAAAUGAUGAUUCCUCUGGAGAAGGCCCCGCGGAUUCGAGGUUGCAUGUCGCAGCUGCCGCCCCGGGCGUGUUGCUGCGUCAAGUUACAAGCGCCGGUGCGCUACAGCGUCCAGCUGCAUCCGUGUCUUUGGGGCGGCGCACUCAACCUAACGCAAUCGGCAACGCCACUAGUGCUAUUUCAGAAUGGCUUCUCGAUCAGGAACAGACUGAUGGCCUGCUAAAACAAUACAUCGACACGUUGGACGGUUAUGCGUACGAUGUCAUUGGCGGUCCCGCAAGCAUGUGGAGUGCCGAUCUCGUCCUAUCACGUCUGAGAGUGGAAGGUCAGAUGCAGCUCACGGCCGUGUGCGCGAUCACAGCGAUGCACUCCUCACCGUCCAGACCUGCCGCUCCGACAAGCGUACUCUGCGACCAGCUGUACCUGGAGUGCAUCCGCCUCUCCGCGCUGCAGGCCUUCUCGCGCAACAGUUCGCUCGACGACAUCAAGGCGCUUGUCCUUGGCUCGUACCAUUUCCGCGAGCUGUCCUGGAUCCUGACGUCUGUCGCUGUGCGGAUUGCGACAGAGCGCGGGCUGCAGGAGAGCUACAAGCGGUGCUUGAAGGCUGCCCAUGGAGGGGACACCGCCGGAGGGGCUGAUGCAGAACGAGCGGCGACGCACGAAGACCCAGGCACGAGCCUGCACCCGCGCACCGAAUGGCUGGGCGAGAGCAGCGGCGGCGGCGGCGCGCGUGACGCUGACAUCGGAGCGAAGAACAAUGACCGCGAUGUACAGCAAAAGCAGCAGCGUAAAGCGUACGAGGAAGCCAGACUUUACUACCAGAUCUACGUCGCGGACCACAUGGCGUCCAUUCCGCACGGGCGUCCACCGCUUACACGACAGCAUGCUGCUAUCAGAAGGGCAAGAGACUGGCUGGACCUGUCGCUAUUGACUGGGCCUGAUGACGUGUUCCUCAUUUCGCAAGUCGAGCUGCACGAGAUCGCACAUGAUGUGCUGGACGAAUUCGGCGUCGAUGUGCACGAGAGGCUCAACCCCUCACAGCUGACGUUCGCCGCGAAGUUCAACGACCUCCUCGACCAAUGGCAUGAGGAGUGGCAGGCGACAUUCGAGGCGCGCAGAUCGUACUCGCGCCAUCGCCAUUCUUCGUCUAUUGAAUCUGCCGGGGGUGCCGCGGCAUGUACGGGCAGCAGCACGGUGAGCAAACGACGCACGCUUGCGCUGGAGGUGGAGUCGUUCCAUCGCUUCUACUACCAUGCGAUGCGGCUCUGGCUGAAAGCGCACGCGUUCAGGUGCCCCGAAGAGGAAGCGAUACAGUUCGAGUCUGACGCCCCGACGUCAUCGGACGCUGAGGUGCUGUACAGCAUGGCGAUUGGCGCGGUCCAAAGCGCGCACUACAUCCUGCGCGCUGCAGCGCAGUCGCACGCAAGCUAUACUGGCGGGCGAGCUGGCUCGUCUUGCUCCGACGCCGACACCGACGCGUGCAGCAUCCUGGGGCUCAGGGAGCAUCUGCGCGGCCUGCCGCUGUACGUACACACGAUGAUUGGCUUUGCAGCGGUCUUUCUGGUGCGCGUCUCGCGCUCCGCUGAAACGGCUGGGCUGCGCGGCUGCGAGCCAGAAGCGGUGCUGCGCAGCGUUGACGACGCCACAGCCGCGAUCGAGGCGCUUGCGCAGCGCGUCGCGGUGCAGCAUAUUGCCCACUCCCUCGCACCUGGCUUGCGCAGCCUCGCGAGCGGGUACAGGUCGUUCGUCGCCGUCGCUGCUGCUGCUGCUGCUGGUGAGAAUUCGUGCAGGCGGUCCGCCGCAGAUCCGCCGUCGGCCACCCAGGGUGACUCCAGCGCCGGACACAGCCAGCGCGAUGUGCUGCUCUGGGCGAUCAGGACGCCGUCGAGCUCGGUGCACUUUGCGACCGCUUCCGGGACCAGGUCGGUGCUGCUGCGUAGCAAGAGCGCCAUCGAAGCGCGUGCUGGCGCUGGCGGCGAGCGCCAUCGUAGGUCCAACGUCAGCCACGAGCGCACGGGCGUGACCGGCGCUGCUCGCAGCUUAGGGCCGGAAGCUGCGCUCGUCCCAAUACCGUCGCCGUCGCUGCUGCAAAACUUUCGCUGCGGACCCGACGGCGACGGUACCGUCAUUAGUAGUAACAGUGGUGGCGGCAAAGACGCAUACGGCGUUAUGCACCUCUCCAAUAUGCUUUCAUCCAGCAGGAACGGACUGCAACAGAAACAGCAGCAGGCUCAGCAGACUCAGCAGGUACCUCAGUCGUCCUGGUCAUCCCCGCACGCGGAGGCGGAAGCAGCAGCAGAAGCGGGCGCAAGCCCUGAAGCCGGUUGCAUGUUCUCCACGCAGCCGCCGGGCGACAUGGCCGCUGCGACCCCGUCGGCAUGGGCGGCAGAGCGAGGCCUGCUGACGGGCGCAUCAACGGCGGCCGCAGACCUUGACUUUUUCCUCAACAACUUUGACCUGCUGAGCGAUUUUCGUACGCUAUCUGGCCUCGAUUUUGCAAGCCUGUCACAUGCUGCAGGAGGUACCACCACCACGGCCGGCGGCGGCGGGGAGGUUGCUCACCUGCAGUAUGGCCAGCAGCAAGCGCAGCAGGAGGAAGGUUUGCAGUCACAUUGGCCCGUGCAUAAUGGCCAAGUGAACGAAAAUGGAUACGGACAUAGCAAUGGAAACGGCAUGGCGUGCGCGAGCGGCUAUGCGCACGGACAAGGACCAGGCUACACGUCACAUGAUGCCUACAGCCAUGCGCUGCACGAUCCAUCCACGGCGGCGUCCGUUGCUGGCAAUGGCGCCCGUAACUUGUUCGCGGGUCUUUUUUGAUACGCAUGUACGCGUAGAUGGGGGGAGACAGGCGUUGACGGGUGUGCUAUACAUGCACGUAGCUCUCUCGUUGCAACGCGCGUGCGGCUGACAGGCGGUGAGCUUUCGUACACCUUAGUGGAGUGAGUAAGCGCUGUCGCACAGCAAACUCGACGUGUCGAGCGAGGCCGAGGCUUGUUUUUCGGCUCGCGAGGGCUAGCUAGCUGGCAGGCAGGUAGGCAGGUUACGCCUCGAGUAAAAGUAGUUUGCGUGUGGCGAGACCAAGUGACCUCCUGGGUGGACAGCGUACAAAUGUAACAAGAACAAACUGGGCGUCGGAGACGAUCAAUCCAGCGGCAUGCCUGUUGAACUAUAUUCGAAGAACAAGCCAUCAACCCAACACUCUUCCAGGUCGGCCCCCCCCACCAAACGCAAGUUCAAGCGUACAUUCAACGGCGUCGUCACCAUGUAUCAUACUCUUCCUCACUCACGUGCAAUGAAUU
Molecule: messenger RNA, 3899 nt
Organism: Tilletiaria anomala UBC 951
Lineage: Eukaryota; Fungi; Basidiomycota; Exobasidiomycetes; Georgefischeriales; Tilletiariaceae
Exons: 2
Coding region: 190-3417 (1075 amino acids)
Biological process (GO): DNA-templated transcription; regulation of DNA-templated transcription
Molecular function (GO): DNA-binding transcription factor activity, RNA polymerase II-specific; DNA binding; zinc ion binding
Source: RefSeq, a predicted model, not a curated record